AUGAGCGGUGAAGUCAGAACUAUCGCCCGUGCUCUUCGCUCUGCGAGUCUUAACUCCACUCCCAACGGUGACCUUACUUUCCUACAGAUCCAAUGCCGUCGUAUGAUUGAGAGGGUCUAUGAUGGCGAGGAGCUCAAGGACCAGCGGGUGGUUGCCACUGGAUUGAGGGAGGGUUCAACUGCGGCUUACGCCACAGCCAAAGAUAGAGUUUUCGCUGCGUACAUUGGUGAUGAUAGCAUUAUUAGGGUUAGUGAGUAUAAUAAGAAUUCUAAGGAGUUGGAUGACUUCGAGCUCGAAGGCCUCGGUGAUAUGGCCAAAGUGCCCCACAUCCUUCCAUUUGUGGCCUAA
Messenger RNA from Fusarium coffeatum, 348 nucleotides. RefSeq lists its product as uncharacterized. The coding region runs from base 1 to 348 and encodes 115 amino acids. NCBI's taxonomy places the organism in Eukaryota, Fungi, Ascomycota, Sordariomycetes, Hypocreales, Nectriaceae. The transcript is spliced from 2 exons. The record is from RefSeq and is a predicted model, not a curated record.